AUGCAAUCAUGCUUGCAACGAUGCUGUGGCACCUCGGCACGAGCAGCUUCAAUCGAGCGACCGUUCGAAGAGGAAACGCUUCCUGGCUAUCAUGCCGAUCAAUUCCUUCCCAUUGAAAUCGGUGAGACAUUGGUCAAUCAAUACAAAGUGCUUGGGAAAUUAGGAUACGGCGCCAACUCGACCGUCUGGUUGUGCAGGGACAUCCAGUCUGUCAAGGCCGAUGACUUCGUAGCACUAAAAGUGUACACCGAAACUUCGAAUCCUCAAGCCAAUCGCGAACUGGCAGCCUACUCUCACCUCUGCACCGUCGACUCCAAGCAUUCGGGGCAAGCUCGCAUCCGUCCUCUUCUGGCUUCUUUCAACAUCCAACGAGACGAUGGACUGUACCAUCCCUGCCUCGUGCAUCCACCUUUACACAUUACCAUGUCGGAAUUACAGCGAUAUGGUGGAAAGGCCAGCCCGUUUCCCGAGGAUAUCGUGAAGCAGACACUUCAAUGCCUCUUGCCAACAUUGGACUACCUUCAUACGGAGGCGAAGAUGGUGCAUUGCGAUCUGAAGCUUUCAAACAUCAUGCUGGAAAUCGAAGAUCCGAGCGUGAUACCCGCCUUCAUCGCCUCGCAAGCCACCGACCCAGUUCCACGAAAGACCAUAACGACAGCCGAAGGUAAGACGAGAACGAUCUACGGAUCCCGCAAAUUCCGUAAACCAUCAAACGGUGCAGACUUUGGUCUGCCACUGCUCUGCGACUUUGGCGAAGCCCGAAUUGGCUCCUCCUUUCCAUUCCAGGACAUCCAGCCGGAAGUCUACAAAGCGCCGGAGAUGCUAUUGGAGAUCGGAACGUUGCGCUCUGCGGUCGAUAUCUGGAAUUUGGGGUGCAUGGUCUCACAUCUCUUCGAUGUAUACGACGAAGCAGGACAUCACAACAAUCGCGUGCAUUUGGGUGAGAUGGUAGGUCUGCUUGGCCAUCCUCCGCGGGACUUCCUACUGCGCAGCGAGCAGGCUUGGAGAGUGUUUGAUGCACAAGGCCGAUGGAAAGCUCAACCACCAAUCUCGACUGCCAAGCUGGAGGACAGACUCACACGACUCAGUGGACGCAGCAAGACUGAGUUCCUGGCAUUCUUGCGCCGUAUGCUCGUGUGGAAGCCCGAGGAGAGGAAGACGGCGAGGGAGCUUUUGGAAGAUCCAUGGCUGAAGGAGGAGUGA
This is a messenger RNA of Zymoseptoria tritici IPO323, 1203 nucleotides long. RefSeq lists its product as uncharacterized. Bases 1 to 1203 code for a protein of 400 amino acids. NCBI's taxonomy places the organism in Eukaryota, Fungi, Ascomycota, Dothideomycetes, Mycosphaerellales, Mycosphaerellaceae. The transcript is spliced from 6 exons. Gene Ontology annotation, molecular function: protein kinase activity; ATP binding. The record is from RefSeq and is a predicted model, not a curated record. Gene Ontology annotation, biological process: regulation of mRNA processing; protein phosphorylation; spliceosomal complex assembly.